AAUCAUUUCGCAGAGGACUCAACAAAAAAGCUAACAACAUGGACGAAGCUGCUUUCUUUUGUUUAUCUUCUUCGUCCUAAUCAAGUCAAAGGUGGAUAAAAUUAUACAUCCCAGUCACCGGUUCGUUGCAUAUUGGCCAAGAAUAGUGCACAGGCAAAUUCAAAAUGUGCUGGUGUUGUUCCAUCCCAGCUCCACCUACAACUACAAGAAGAAGACCCACCAAACAUCAAUUAUUUCCCACUCCUCCCUUUCAGAUAUACCCAUCACGUUUUUCUGGGUUGCCAGCUCAAGCUCCUCCAUUUGUGGCCUUCCUUCCUCCCUCCCUUCGUCAGAGCUGGGUUUUGUUACUAAAACUUGAUGACUGCUGAAUUCUGCUGUUGAACUAUGGAGGGGAGGAAGGAAGAAUCACAUUCACAUGGGUUUUCUCCGGCGUUAAUUAGGGUUCUUCUUCUUAUUCUCAUGCUUGAAUCUUUACCAGUUCAGCCAUCCAUGGGGUUGAAUUCAGAGGGUCGGUAUCUUCUUGCCUUGAAGAGCAGCUUCGUUGACCCUUCUAAUGCACUGCACAGUUGGAAUCCUAGCGACGCAAACCCAUGUGAUUGGAAAGGUGUGAAUUGCACCGUAGCCGAUUAUUAUAGUUAUGCAGCUGAUCCUCCAGUAGUUUGGUACCUUAAUUUGAGUCAUUUCAAUCUCUCUGGUUCUCUAUCUUCGGCCAUAGGUGGGUUGGUUCAUUUGACUCAUCUUGAUCUGUCUUUCAAUUCCAUUUCCUCAAUGUUGCCAUCUGGAAUUGCAAACUGUUCCGAGUUGGAGACUCUUCUCUUGCAGAACAACCAAUUCCAAGGGCCGUUUCCUCUAGAGUUGGGCAACCUUUCUCAAUUAGUCACUUUGAACAUCUCAAACAAUAGAUUCUCAGGUCCUUUCCCUGACGAGAUUGGCAACCUUUCUUCACUGUCACAACUCAUUGCAUUUAGUAAUAACAUCAGUGGGGGGUUGCCGCGGUCCUUGGGGAGGCUGAAGAAUUUGACAGUUUUUAGAGCUGGCCAGAAUUUGAUAUCAGGGAGUUUGCCUGUUGAGAUUGGUGAGUGUGAGAGCUUGGAAGUUCUGGGACUUGCUCAGAAUCAGUUGAGUGGCGAAAUACCAAGAGAGGUUGGAAGGCUCAAGGGUUUGACUGAUUUGGUUCUCUGGAGCAAUGAGCUUUCUGGAACCAUCCCAAAGGAGUUGGGGAAUUGUACUAGUUUACUCAUACUUGCCCUUUAUGAUAACUCCCUUGUGGGUUACAUACCUAAGCAACUUGGUGACCUUGUUUCUCUAAAGAAGUUAUAUCUCUACAGAAACCACUUGAAUGGGACAAUUCCAAAAGAGAUUGGAAACCUUUCUUCCGCCUUGGAGAUCGAUUUCUCUGAGAACAUGUUGACUGGAGAGGUCCCAACUGAGUUGGGGCAGAUAAGUGGUCUUAAAUUGCUAUAUCUGUUUGAGAACCAGCUUACCGGUGUAAUUCCUGGUGAGCUCACUUCACUGAAGAACUUGACAAGGCUUGAUCUCUCGAUCAACAAUCUAACUGGUGCAAUUCCUGUUGGGUUUCAGUACAUGAAACAGCUGGUUCAGUUGCAGCUCUUCAAUAACUCAUUGAGUGGCACUAUUCCUCAAGGACUUGGAGUUUGUAGCUCUCUCUGGGUGGUUGAUCUAUCCAACAAUCAUCUCACUGGAAGAAUCCCUAGGUAUUUGUGUCAGAAUUCCAAUUUGAUUUUGCUUAACUUGGGGUCAAACAGCCUGACCGGUUAUAUUCCAACGGGUGUGAAAAGUUGCAGCACUUUGGUUCAGCUCCAUCUUGCAGGAAAUGCCCUUUUGGGACCUUUCCCUUCUGAUUUGUGCAAAUUGGAGAAUCUCUCCAGCCUUGAAUUGGGUCAGAACAACUUUUCAGGUCCAAUCCCUCCCAAGAUUGGUGACUGCCGUCUUCUGCAAAGGCUGCAUCUCUCAGGCAACCAUUUUACUGGUUACUUGCCUAAGGAGAUUGGUAAACUCUCUCAGUUGGUGAGUUUUAACAUCUCUUCCAACAUGCUUAGUGGGUUGAUAUCUCCUGAGAUCUUCAACUGCGCAUUGCUCCAACGCCUUGACCUCAGUCGGAACAACUUUUUCGGGUUAUUGCCUAGUGAAGUUGGCAGCCUUUCCCAACUGGAGCUACUCAAGCUUUCGGAUAACCACCUCUCUGGGUCUAUACCAGCAGAGUUAGGAAAGCUUGGCCACUUGACCGAGCUACAAAUGGGGGGUAACUCGUUUUCUGGUUCAAUACCUCCUGAGAUUGGUGAGCUUUCGAGCUUACAGAUUGCGCUGAACUUGAGUUACAACAAUCUUUCAGGUCUAAUCCCUUCAGAACUAGGGGAGCUUGUUUUGCUUGAGUAUUUGCUUCUCAACAAUAACCAUUUGAGUGGAGAAAUCCCGGUUUCCAUAGGGAAGUUAAUGAGCUUGCUUGCUUUCAACUUGUCUUACAAUGACUUGACAGGGCCUUUGCCAUCAUUGAGCCUCUUCCAAAAUGCAGGCAUCAGUAGCCUUUAUGGGAAUAGAGGGCUCUGUGGUGGUGGACCCUUUGGCAGCUGUAAUCAAACUCCAUCCUUGCAGUCUCCAGCUGAAGGCACAAAUAACCGAGCCAGCCGUUUAGGGAAAAUUGUAGCUAUAGCUUCAGCUGUCAUUGGAGGGAUCUCUCUCGUUCUCAUUUUAGUCAUUAUCUAUGUCAUGAGAAGGCCAGUCGAAGUGGUUGCUCCUUUGCAAGAGCAACCAGUUGGUCCUUCUCCAGCUUCAGAUAUUUACUUCUCUCCCAAGGAAGGUUUCACUUUCCAGGAGCUGGUUCUGGCAACAGAUAACUUUGAUGACAGAUUUGUGAUUGGAAAGGGAGGUUGUGGGACUGUGUAUAAGGCAGUCCUGACAAAUGGGCACUGUAUUGCUGUCAAGAGGUUGGCUUCUAGUGGAGAGGGAAGCAACAUUGACAACAGCUUCAGAGCCGAGAUUUUAACACUUGGCAAUAUCAGGCACAGGAACAUUGUGAAGUUGUAUGGUUUCUGCUACCACCAGGGCGCCAAUCUGCUGUUGUAUGAAUACAUGGCGAAGGGUAGCUUGGGAGAGUUGCUUCAUGGAACAAGUUGUUUGGAUUGGAGGACAAGGUUCAGGGUUGCCCUAGGAGCUGCCCAGGGUCUUGCUUACUUGCACCAUGACUGUAAACCCAGGAUAUUUCAUCGCGACAUAAAGUCCAACAAUAUCUUGCUCGAUGACAAGUUCGAGGCCCACGUCGGGGAUUUUGGCCUUGCAAAAGUGAUUGAUAUGCCUCAGGCUAAAUCCAUGUCUGCAGUUGCUGGCUCUUACGGCUACAUUGCCCCUGAAUAUGCAUACACCAUGAAAGUGACUGAGAAAUGCGACAUAUACAGCUACGGGGUGGUACUUCUGGAACUGCUGACAGGGAAAACUCCAGUGCAGCCACUGGAGCAAGGUGGCGAUCUGGUAACGUGGGUGAGGAACUACAUUCACUCGCAUUCAUUGUCACCUGGAAUGUUAGAUUCCAGGAUUGAUUUGCAAGACGAAGGAAACAGUGCUGUCGUCUCUCACAUGACAACGGUCAUGAAAAUCGCCUUGCUCUGCACAAACAUGUCGCCUUUCGACAGACCAACGAUGAGGGAGGUUGUUCUGAUGCUAAUCGAGUCGAGUAUGCGAGAGGGAAUCAAUCACGAACCUGAUCCCUGCACCAGCCCCGAUGCUAGCUCGAGCGAUGAACUGAUUGUACGCGUAGAGGUAUAGCACUGGUUAUUUUUGUACAAGAAAGUGUAUUACAAAUGUUGGAAUGCCUUGAGAAAAGGUUAUAAGAAGAGUUUUAUAUUAACACCCUAAUCUUUAAUCCCCUCUGGACCAUAUCUGAACUAGUUCUAAAAUCAUGUACUUCACUCAAAUUAGUAUAUUAUGGCCAGCCUUUAAUUAGCACACAUUGUGUUAAUGAACCACCA
Molecule: messenger RNA, 3983 nt
Organism: Linum tenue
Lineage: Eukaryota; Viridiplantae; Streptophyta; Magnoliopsida; Malpighiales; Linaceae
Source: the annotation of a GenBank genome assembly